GCGGUCUCGGCGCAGGGCUCUGGGGUCGCAUCCUGUCACGUGCCUCCCAGGGCGCCCUGGGCACGUGACCGGGCGCGAGUCACCUGACGCGCAAGGGUUUGAAGCGGCGCCGCGAGGGAGCGAGACCGCAGUGACAGCGGCGGGCGCUGGUGCCCUGGCUGCUCCGCCGCGCCCGCCGGCGUCCGGCGCUCCCCGCCCCGGGAUGGCAGCCCCCGGGGGCUGGGGUGGCUCAGAGACCGAGCACCUCCUGACCGCCAGCCCCGGGUAUGGGACCCAGGCAGGGGCAUCGCCGGCCCCUCCAGCCCCUCUGGAAGAAGAAGACCUCCGCCGCCGUCUCAAGUACUUCUUUAUGAGUCCCUGUGACAAGUUUCGGGCCAAGGGCCGCAAGCCCUUUAAGCUGAUGCUGCAAGUGGUUAAGAUCUUGGUAGUCACUGUACAGCUCAUCCUUUUUGGGCUCAGCAACCAGCUGGCAGUGACAUUCCGCGAGGAGAACACCAUUGCCUUCCGCCACCUCUUCCUCCUGGGCUACUCUGAUGGGGCAGACGACACCUUCGCCGCCUAUACGCGGGAGCAGCUCUACCAGGCUAUCUUCUAUGCUGUGGACCAGGUGCGGGCAGCCAAGGGCAGGUGCAGGCAGCCAGGGCAGGUGGGCAGGUGGGCAGGUGGGCAGGUGGUGGUGGUGGGGCUGACGGACCCUCCCCUUCUCUGCCUACAGUACCUGAUGCUCCCUAAUGUGUCGCUGGGCCACUACGCAUAUGUACGGGGCGGGGGCACCCCCUGGGCCAAUGGCUCAGCCCUGGCCCUCUGCCAGCGGUACUACCACCGCGGCCACGUGGACCCAGCCAAUGACACCUUUGACAUCGACCCAAGGGUUGUCACUGAUUGCAUUCGGGUGGACCCUCCUGAGAGACCCUUUGUGCCCCCCAGUGAUGACUUCUCUCUCUUGGAUGGCAGCGCCAGUUACAAGAACCUCACGCUCAAAUUCCACAAGCUGAUCAACGUCACCAUCCACUUCCAGCUGAAGACCAUCAACCUUCAAAGCCUGAUCAACAAUGAGAUCCCCGACUGCUACACCUUCAGCAUCCUGAUCACGUUUGACAAUAAGGCAUUCAGCGGGCGCGUCCCCAUCAGCCUGGAGACCCAGGUCCACAUCCAGGAGUGUAAGCACCCCAGUGUCUUCAGGCAUGGAGACAACAGCUUCCGGCUGCUGUUUGACGUGGUAGUGAUCCUCACCUGCUCCUUCUCCUUCCUGCUGUGUGCCCGCUCCCUGCUCCGUGGCUUCCUGCUGCAGAAUGAGUUUGUGGGGUUCAUGUGGCGGCAGCGGGGACGGGCCAUCAGCCUGUGGGAGCGGCUGGAAUUUGUUAACGGCUGGUACAUCCUGCUGGUCACCAGCGAUGUGCUCACCAUCUCGGGCACCAUCAUGAAGAUCGGCAUUGAAGCUAAGAACCUGGCCAGCUACGAUGUCUGCAGCAUCCUCCUGGGCACCUCGACGCUGCUCGUCUGGGUCGGCGUCAUCCGCUACCUGACCUUCUUCCACAAGUACAAUAUCCUCAUCGCCACACUGCGGGUGGCCCUGCCCAGCGUCAUGCGCUUCUGCUGCUGUGUGGCUGUCAUCUACCUGGGCUACUGCUUCUGUGGCUGGAUCGUGUUGGGGCCCUAUCACGUGAAGUUCCGCUCGCUGUCCAUGGUGUCGGAGUGCCUGUUCUCGCUCAUCAAUGGGGAUGACAUGUUUGUGACGUUUGCGGCGAUGCAGACGCAGCAGGGCCGCAGCAGCCUCGUCUGGCUCUUCUCCCAGAUCUACCUUUACUCCUUCAUCAGCCUCUUCAUCUACAUGGUGCUGAGCCUCUUCAUCGCGCUCAUCACUGGUGCCUAUGACGCCAUCAAGCACCCGGGCAGCACGGGCGUGGAGCCCAGCGAGCUGCAGGCCUACAUCGCGCAGUGCCAGGACAGCCCCACCUCCGGCAAGUUCCGCCGCGGGAGCGGCUCGGCCUGCAGCCUGUGCUGCUCCGGCCGGAGCAGGAGCAGGGACGCCUCGGAGGAGCGACCGCUGCUGGUGAACUGACCCGGACCCGGGACCGCGGACCGCGGACCGCAGAGAGCCGGGCUGGCCGUUUUUAGGGGUGGCUUUUAGGACUGGCUCUCGCACCCUGUGCAGGCGUGGGCCACUGGGUCGGACAAGCAUAGGGUGGGUGUUAAAUAAAAAGGGAAAAUACA
Myotis myotis is the source of this 2214-nucleotide messenger RNA. RefSeq names its product mucolipin 1 (gene MCOLN1). The record is from RefSeq and is a predicted model, not a curated record. The coding region runs from base 203 to 2062 and encodes 619 amino acids. Gene Ontology annotation, molecular function: NAADP-sensitive calcium-release channel activity. The transcript has 13 exons. NCBI's taxonomy places the organism in Eukaryota, Metazoa, Chordata, Mammalia, Chiroptera, Vespertilionidae. Gene Ontology annotation, cellular component: plasma membrane; lysosomal membrane.